AGCGCGGGUCCGGGCUCAGUGAGCGUUCCAUGAGAGGAAAAGGAGAAGAAGGAGGAAGAAGAAGCAAUAUGUAGGUGUGCUGCGGCGUGAGAUGGCUUUCUCCCUUCCCACCAUUACACCUUCGCAGAGCAGAGGAGGACUGGCUCUCUUUUCCAGUCUGGGACCAAGGAACCGGCAGGGCUGCAUAAAUGCCACUCACUGACUCUCCAAGGUACACAUCCACCCGGUAGUUUUCCAACAGAAGCAAAGACAAAAGGCGGCAAAGAAAACCAAGAUGGAAGAGCCGUGGUGGAAAGGGCAACUUGCAAGGGACAUCCAUCAGACCCUGAGGCAGAAGGAGCUGAAACUGCCCACAUACAAGGCUCACUCGCCACAAAUUGGGAUGCGACGCUAUUUUGCUGACCUCUUAGCUGUCCUCAGCAAGCACUAUCGGCUCUGCGCCACAGCCAGGCACCUUGCUGUCUACUUAUUGGACCUCUUUAUGGACCGCUACAAAGUUGAUCUCAAAGAACUGUAUGCCAUCUCCAUUGCUUGCCUCCUCCUUGCAAGUAAAUUUGAAGAGAAGGAGAAAAGAGUGCCAAAGCUAGAACAGUUGAACGACUUUGCUUCCACAUCCCACCUUAACCUGGUGCUAACAAAGAAAGAUCUACUGAAAGUGGAACUGCUGCUCCUGGAAACAUUUGACUGGAAUCUGUGUCUGCCAACACCAGCACACUACAUUGAUUACUACCUCUUUGCCUCUGUUACUGAAAGUGACCUACACAAUGGCUGGGCCUUCACAUCCAUGACCGAAGCCAGAACUUUCAUUAAUAAAUACUUUCAUUAUUUCCUGUCGGUCUCGCUGCAAGACCAUGUUUUCCUCUCCUUCCGGCCUUCUCUGGUCGCCGCUGCUUGUGUGGGUGCCACACGAAUCUGCCUCAACUUCUCUCCUGCUUGGACCCUGCCGCUCCAGGAGCUCACACAGUAUUCCUGGGAGAACGUUACUCCAUGCAUUGAACUCAUGCUUAUAGCCCAUGAGAAGGAUGUCAAAGAAGCCAACAAGGAAAAAGAUCAAGCAACUCUACUAUGGGAGAAGCAGCUUGUGGAAAGCCUGACUUUCCAGACCCCAACACAGGUUCUUUUCCAGCCAUCCAAUUGCCAUCAUCCUCUGGCUCAGCAACACAGCGUCUUCUCACAGUUCUACUCUCCGAUGCAGGAUCUGUUCUCAACUUACCGGCAGUCCUUACUAGCUCCUCAGUCAAGCAGCCUUGCCUCAGGAAGUGGCAGUUCACUGCCUUCAUCCUCCACCGCCAACUCUGAGCCUGUUGGUUUCCAAACCGUGUCCAUUCAAGGGCCUGCAGUCACUAUGCAGGUGGCAGUCUCAGAGGAGCCAAUUCACUGUCUGUCUUUGAUCCUUGGCAGUAGCUAUUUCAGCAGCUACCAUUCGUGCACAGCAGGCUGUCUCGAUGGGCAAAGGAAGAUGGGAGAAAAAGACACUACAGUAGGGAGAGGGGCAUAAUGUCAGUGAAUUGCACUUGCACCCCAGAAGGAAGAGGCUCCGGAGGAACUGUUUGGAUCAAGCAAAUCUAUUAAUAGAAACCUGUUUUAACAACAACAAAAAACUCAAGAACAAGACUUGGAGAAAAUAAAUGCAAAAAUGUAUACCUCACAAUUCAAGAUGCUACUUUUCCAGUGAUACUAUUGAUUGAAAUGGGCUUCUUCCCCCUCUGCUCCCUGGUGCCAAUGAACCGGGCAUCGUGUGAUUUUAAAUUACUACUUUUGGAAAAGGGAGCCAGGAGAAACAUCUGCCAUUAGACUUUUUGCUGCAAAAUGCCUUCCCUAUGAAGCCUGUUUAAAGUUGCUGUUCUGAACAUGUUGACACGUAGCACAGCUUUUCUUUUCAAACGGGAAUAAUCAAUGAAGGAUGCUUCUCACCUUACUUUCACUGGAGCUUGCACAAAGCAAGGUAUUAAACCUAAAUAUCAGCACAAAGAAUUGUCAACUACUUUGGCCUUAAAAUCUCAGGAAAACUAGGGAACCAUCAGUAGACAAAAUGCCACUAGGGUCUCAUGUUCAGUCUUUUUCUUAAAUGCAGUUAGAAAUUACCUCUGCCUAUUAAAUAUGCUGCUGUUUUAAGAAGUCAGUGAUCACUUUUUGGAAAAACAUGGUUUACAGGUUAUAUCAGGGAUUAAUGUUUACUUGAACACACAUCUUUUAAAUAUAUAUAUGUAUUUGAAGGGCUUUCUGUCUUCUAGGGUAACUUGUUAGAUCUUGCAGUUGGAGUCAGUACACCUAACAAAACUGCAAAAAAGUAUAUAAAAGUGUUUUAAAGGGAGCUUUAAAAAUUUGGGGAAUGUCUUAAGAUAUUACUAGAAAACCAGACUUUUUGAAAAAGUCCGGUUUUCUAGCAACACCCGGAUCCUAGCAACACCCAGGAUAGAUGGCAGUGUGUUGCAGUAUGGGGAGGCAGUCGAAUGUAACAUUAUGCUGCACUUUAGUUUAAGCACUAGUAUGCAAAUCAAAAGCCUACUGAUGGCGUUUUUAAAUAUCUUGGUUACUUAAUGGACAAGCUAUUUCUGCUUUUUUGUAUCCAAAGUUUUAAUUCCCACCAUCACCACCCCAAGGUAUCUUCCUGUUCUAAACCAGCAUGGUCUUUGGGAGUGAGUCACAUAUACUGGGCUCCCCUUGUUUCUGUAUCAAUAAGUCCUGAGACAAAGGGAGCUUCUCACAGCAAUAUUUGUGCAGUGAGGGACUGCUCAAAUUUGCCCUCCCUCCUAGACAAAUUUCCUCCUGCAAAUGCCUCCUCAGGGCACCCAAGUUUUCCUCCCUCUUGUCUUGACUUCCUUGUAAAUGAACCUGAUUGAGCGGUGGUUGGAAGAAAGUGGAGGUGAUUUGGGGUGAGGAGGCAUUUGCAGAGCUGGAACUGAGAGAAGGGUAAUCUAUUUAGCCAUUAAAUCCUCGACACGCACAGAUUUGGAGGCCUGUCCUCUUGCCUUGGUUCCUCCUGAUUUUCAUCAAACUCAAUCUCUAUACUUUUGGGAUUGUGGCCUGAACACUUAGAUGUGCUUAAACAUCUCACAGACAUUUUUAGGAUGUCUACUAGAAUGUGAAAUGCUCACUUGAUGUGAGUUGCUGGGUGCCAGUACUGUUUGUGAAAAAGGUUCUCAGGAUUGCAAUACAAACAAUGUGCAAUAUGCUUUUAUACUAGUUAGUUCAAUGUAUGUGCAAAUGUAUAGUGGUGACCGUAAAAGUCAUCCCUUUUGCUUUUUAAGUUAUUUCAUCCUCCAUUUCAGUGGUUCUGAACCUGUGGAUCCCCAGAUGUUUUGGCCUUCAACUCCCAGAAAUCAUAACUGCUGGUAAACUGGCUGGGAUUUCUGAGAGUUGUAGGCCAAAACAUCUGGGAACCCACAGGUUCAGAACCACUGUUUUAGAGAGAGCAUUGUUGAAGAGGAAAUGUGGGGUUGGUUUUUGGAAUGGGAGAAACCUUUCCCUUUCUCAUAGCCUGUAUGAUGAUUGUGAGUUUAUGGUGUCUCUAAAAUAAAUGUUGCCAGCUUGAGCCCCUUGAAUGUAUCGGCCUACAGUGGUUCUCACCCUGGGGUCCAAAGAUGUUUUUGGCCAUCAACUCACAGAAAUCCUAACAGCUGGUAAACUGGCUGGGAUUUCUGGGAAUUGUAGGCCAAAAACAUCUGGGGACUCCAAGUUGAGAACCACUAGCCAACAAGUGCCAUCACUUCCAGCACCAGAUAAAAGUAGGUUGAAGUAGGGAACAGUCUCUGCCAGUGAAACUUUUUAACAAUAUAUGUAAGAAAUCAAAAGGAGGAGAGAAUGGUUUCAUUGAGCUUAUUUGUUGUUACAAAUUUUAAUGGGACAUUUUUGUAUCAAAAAUAAUGCAUGGAGUUGUGUUUUACACUCUUUUUAAUACUUGUGUACAGCCUGAUAUGUACGCGACUGUUUUGAAGCAGACAUUUGUUACCCGAGUGUGUAAAAUUCCACUAGGGAAACUCUUGCCUCCAGUAUGUUCAUGUUGCGAAACCUUUUAGAGAAGUCUUUUUAAAAAAAUGUCUCCAUUUUGAACUCCAUCUGAAGAAAAGUUACUCAAUAAACAACACAGAACACUA
This is a messenger RNA of Anolis sagrei ordinatus, 4097 nucleotides long. It is a transcript of the gene CCNJL, whose product is annotated as cyclin J like. Gene Ontology annotation, biological process: regulation of cyclin-dependent protein serine/threonine kinase activity; mitotic cell cycle phase transition. The record is from RefSeq and is a predicted model, not a curated record. Gene Ontology annotation, molecular function: cyclin-dependent protein serine/threonine kinase regulator activity. Gene Ontology annotation, cellular component: cytoplasm; nucleus; cyclin-dependent protein kinase holoenzyme complex. Lineage: Eukaryota; Metazoa; Chordata; Lepidosauria; Squamata; Anolidae.